AUGGACAUAGACACAGGCAUGCACCAAAACCAACACAACAACCAACACAACAACCAGCACAACAACCACCUCCACAACCAGCACAACAACCAACAGUUCAAAACCCUGCACAACAACCACCUCCACAACCAGCACAGCAACCAACAGUUCAAAACCCUGCACAACAACAACCACAAACAGAGCAAGGACAUAAAAGAAGUAGAGAACAAGGAAACCAAGAAUUCUUAA
Molecule: messenger RNA, 228 nt
Organism: Trichomonas vaginalis G3
Lineage: Eukaryota; Parabasalia; Trichomonadida; Trichomonadidae
Product: protein of unknown function, DUF4106 family
Exons: 1
Coding region: 1-228 (75 amino acids)
Source: RefSeq, a predicted model, not a curated record